GGAAGUGUCCGAUUGGCCGAGUCUCAGGAGCCCUGAGUGGAGAGAGUUCCGCUGGCGGCGCUCUGGAGUCGGGACGAGUCACAGCCGUACGACAAAAUGGCGGCCCCAGUUGCUGAGGGGCGCGCGGCGGGAAUAAGCCGGCCCCUAGGGGUCAGGCGGAAGGCAAGCCUCACACUAUGCGGCCGGCGCUGGAGGCGUUCGGGGGUCGGCUACCGUCACUUCCGGCCGCUGGGGGACUGGGUUCCGUACGACAACAUGGCCGCGCCUAGGUGCCUGGAGGGGGAAACUGCGACUUCCGGUCCAGAAUAGGGCCUGCGGUGGGAGGGGGAAGGAAAGAGGAGGGGACCAUGCGAGCUUCUGCUGUCCGCGCUGAGGGUCGCCCCGAGAGGCCGUUUGUGAGCAGGAGUUACCAAGUCCCCAGCACUCGCUCCCUCCGGGGGAUCUGAUCCUCCAUGGCCGCCGAUAACAGCAUCAUUGUGCUGGAUGAUGAUGACGAAGACGAAGCAGCGGUGCAGCCGGGGCCCUCGCACCCACCCCCCAAUCCGGCCUCACCCCCGGCUGACGCCCCUGCCUCCUCUCAGCCCCAUGGGGCUGGAGGGAACAGUAGUUCAGGCGGCAAGAAAUGCUACAAGUUGGAGAAUGAGAAGCUUUUUGAAGAGUUCCUUGAACUGUGCAAGGCGCAGACAGAGGACCAUCCUGAUGUGGUCCCGUUCCUCUGUAAACGGCAGCAGCGUGCCCACGCUCUGUUUUUGGCCUCAGCGGAGUUCUGCAACAUCCUCUCUCGGGUGCUGUCUCGGGCCCAGAGCCGACCGGCUAAGCUCUACGUGUACAUCAAUGAGCUCUGCACUGUUCUCAAGGCUCACUCGGCCAAGAAAAAAAUGAACAUUGCCCCUGCGGCCACCACCUCUAGUGAGCCCUCUGGGAGUAACCCUCCUGCAGACCCCUCCUCAGACCCCACAAAUGCCGAGACCACCGGCUCUGAGGCCCCAAGGACCCGUGGCUCCCGGCGGCAGAUCCAGCGCUUGGAGCAACUGUUAGCGCUCUAUGUGGCAGAGAUUCGACGGCUGCAGGAAAAGGAGUUGGAUCUCCAAGAAUUGGAUGACCCAGACUCCACAUACCUGCAGGAGGCAAGGCUGAAGCGGAAGCUGAUCCGUCUCUUUGGGCGGCUGUGUGAGCUGAAAGACUGCUCUUCACUGACAGGCCGAGUCAUAGAGCAGCGCAUUCCCUACCGUGGCACCCGCUACCCAGAGGUUAACAGGCGCAUUGAGCGGCUCAUCAACAAGCCAGGACCUGAUACCUUCCCUGACUAUGGAGAUGUGCUGCGGGCCGUGGAGAAGGCAGCUGUUCGGCACAGCCUUGGCCUCCCCCGACAGCAGCUCCAGCUCAUGGCUCAAGAUGCCUUUCGAGAUGUGGGCAUCAGAUUACAGGAGCGACGCCACCUUGAUCUCAUCUACAACUUUGGCUGUCAUCUCACAGAUGAUUAUAGGCCAGGCAUUGACCCUGCCCUGUCAGACCCUGCCCUGGCCCGGCGCCUUAGGGAAAACCGGAGCUUGGCUAUGAGCCGACUGGAUGAAGUCAUCUCCAAAUAUGCGAUGAUGCAAGACAAGAGUGAGGAGGGCGAGAGACAGAAGAGAAAAGCCCGGCUCCCCCAAGCCACCUCUUCCCAUUCUCCAGAUCCCCCCAAAGCCUCCUUGGAUUCUGGUGAGGGCCCUAGUGGAAUGGCAUCCCAGGAACACCCUACCUCCUCUAAGGCUGAGACAGAUGAUGAAGAAGAUGAGGAAAGUGAUGAAGAGGAGGAAGAAGAGGAGGAGGAGGAGGAGGAAGAGGAGGCAGAAGAGGAAGAGGAGGAAGAGGAGACUACAGAUUCCGAAGAAGAGGGGGAUCUGGAACUGAUACUGGAAGGUCAGGAGGAGGAGGAGGAAGAGGAGGAAGAAGCCCCCGUGUCUGUCCGGGAUGAGGAGGAGGAUGGAGCCACCUUUACUGUCACAAGCCGCCAGUAUCGGUCCCUUGAUCCCUUGGCCCCCACACCUCCCCCGCGUUCCUCCCGAAGGCUCCGAGCUGGCACCCUGGAGGCUCUGGUCAGACACCUGCUGGAUGUCCGGACAUCAGGGGCUGAUGUGACCUUCACAGCAACCCUCCUGGCCACCCACCGGGCCUUCACCUCCACGCCUGCUCUGCUAGGGCUCAUGGCUGACAGGCUGGAAGCCCUUGAAUCUCAUCCUGCUGAUGAACUAGAGAGGACAAAAGGGGUAGCCAUCUCUGUGCUGUCAACCUGGCUGGCCUCUCACCCUGAGGAUUUUGGCUCUGAGGUCAAGGGUCAGCUUGACCGGCUUGAGAGCUUCUUGCUUCGGACAGGGUAUGCAGCAGGGGAGGGUGUUGGGGGGGGCAGCGCUGACCUCAUCCGCAACCUCAGGUCCCGGGUGGACCCCCAGGCCCCCGACCUUCCUAAGCCCCUGGCCCUCCCCGGCGAUCCCCCUGCUGACCCCACGGAUGUCCUGGUGUUCCUCGCUGACCACUUGGCCGAACAGCUGACCCUGCUAGAUGCGGAGCUGUUUCUCAAUCUCGUUCCCUCUCAGUGCCUGGGGGGCCUGUGGGGUCACAGAGACCGGCCGGGACAUUCCCACCUCUGCCCAUCUGUGCGAGCUACUGUCACACAGUUCAACAAGGUGGCAGGGGCAGUGGUCAGCUCUGUCCUGGGGGCUAUCUCGACUGGAGAGGACCCGGGGGAGGUGACCAUACGGCCACUCCGUCCGCCCCAGAGGGCCCGGCUUCUGGAGAAGUGGAUCCGUGUGGCAGAGGAGUGCCGUCUGCUCCGAAACUUCUCUUCAGUUUAUGCUGUGGUGUCGGCCCUGCAGUCCAGCCCCAUCCACAGGCUUCGGGCAGCCUGGGGGGAAGCAGCCAGGGACAGCCUCAGGGUCUUCUCCAGCCUCUGCCAGAUUUUCUCUGAGGAGGAUAAUUAUUCCCAGAGCCGGGAGCUGCUGCUGCGGGAGGUGAAAGGGCAGCCCUCUCUGGAGCCGAAUUCCAGGAAGGCCCUGAAGUCUGGCUCCCGGGGUGGGGGUGUGGUCCCGUACCUUGGCACCUUCUUGAAGGACCUGGUGAUGCUGGAUGCAGCCUCCAAGGAUGAGCUUGAGAAUGGAUACAUCAAUUUUGACAAGCGGAGGAAGGAGUUUGCUGUCCUUUCUGAGCUGCGGCGGCUCCAGAAUGAAUGUCGUGGCUAUGACCUCCGACCCGACCCCGACAUCCAGCAGUGGUUACAGGGGCUCCGGCCACUGACAGAGGCCCAGAGCCAUCGAGUGUCCUGUGAGGUGGAGCCACCUGGUACUGGUGACCCUCCUGCCCCUCGAGUGCUUCGGCCCACGCUGGUCAUCUCGCAGUGGACAGAGGUUCUUGGCUCUGUUGGGGGUCCCACCCCGCUUGUCUCCUGGGACCGGCCCAAUGUUGGGGGAGAUGAGGUGCCUGGAAACCCUGCUCCUCUGUUGACCCGCCUGGCCCAGCACAUGAAGUGGCCAUCUGUGUCAUCUCUGGACUCUGCCCUGGAAAGCACUCCAUCCCUACAGAGUCCAGCUGGCCCCAGCCACCUGUCCCCACCAGCAUCCUCUCCUAGGCCUUCUCGAGGUCACCGCCGUUCAGCUUCCUGUGGUACCCCACUCAGUGGGGGUGCAGAAGGGGCCUCCAGGGGGCCUGCAUCCGGGGGAGGGGGCUCUGGGCCAGGGGCUUCCGAUUGUCGAAUCAUCCGAGUCCAGAUGGAGCUGGGGGAAGAUGGCAGUGUCUACAAGAGCAUCUUGGUGACAAGCCAGGACAAGGCUCCAAGUAUCAUCAGUCGUGUCCUUAAGAAAAACAAUCGUGAUUUUGCAGUGGCUUCGGAGUAUGAGCUAGUGCAGCUGCUACCAGGGGAGCGAGAGCUGACCAUCCCACCCUCGGCCAAUGUCUUCUAUGCUAUGGACAGAGCUUCACACGACUUCCUCCUGCGGCAGCGGCGAAGGUCCUCUACUGCUACCCCUGGUCUUGCCAGCGGCCCCUCUGCCUCAGGAACUCCCCCAAGUGAGGGAGGAGGGGGUUCCUUUCCCAGGAUCAAGGCCACAGGACGCAAGAUUGCCCGGGCACUGUUCUGAGAAGGAAGCUCAUGGCUCACAGAACUAUUGGUGACCACACCAGAUGUGGGUAGCCAUGCUGAAUGGUGGCAGUUCUAUUGCAUUGGGAAGAAACCCAGAAAGGUGGCCAGCUACCCUGGGGCAGUGAAGUGCCACUGGUUUGUCAGACAGCCAAGAGCUCCCGCCCUGUGGGAACUGGUAAUGACAUUGGAUACCUGUGUAUAACCACCCUUUCCAUGAAUGCAGCACAUGGCCAUGUUGUAGCAUGCCAAGGGAAGGCCUAACAGGGGGAGAAGAAAGACCUAGAGGCUCUGAGUCCCAGGAAGAGAGGACGGCAAGAAGUAGGUUCCUGUUCUGGGGGUUCCUGUCACUGUGACAACACUAAAAUAAACCAAAACACUACCUGAGUUCUA
Myotis brandtii (Brandt's bat) is the source of this 4504-nucleotide messenger RNA. Its product is annotated as ral guanine nucleotide dissociation stimulator-like 2. Gene Ontology annotation, biological process: positive regulation of GTPase activity; Ras protein signal transduction. The record is from RefSeq and is a predicted model, not a curated record. The coding region runs from base 453 to 4112 and encodes 1219 amino acids. Lineage: Eukaryota; Metazoa; Chordata; Mammalia; Chiroptera; Vespertilionidae. Gene Ontology annotation, cellular component: plasma membrane. The transcript is spliced from 21 exons. Gene Ontology annotation, molecular function: histone binding; guanyl-nucleotide exchange factor activity.